AGACAAAAAUUCGCACUGCACUUCCACUAGCUUUUGCUUUUGAAAAAGAAACUUUAAUAAAGUUUGAUCGUCCUAAAAGCUAGUCAUUUCCUAAUAAUUUGAAACUAAAAUAAAAUGUCCAACAUAGUCCAAUACAUAAUAGUUCGCAGUGAUUUAAAAUCAGUUCUAAAUUGGCCAUUAGGAGCUAUCAUUGCUCAAUGUUGUCAUGCCACUGCAGCUAUAAUGCAUUUAAAUCAAGAAGAUUCCGACACUAUAGCAUACCUCAAGGAUCUUGACAAUAUGCAUAAAGUUGUCCUCGAAAUCAAAGAUGAAGAUAGCAUAAAAGCUUUGAGUGAAAAGCUGAAAGAAAACGAUAUCAAUCAUAAACUAUGGAUUGAACAGCCAGAAAAUAUUCCAACCUGCAUUGCUGUGAAACCAUAUCCAAAAGAAAAUGUACACAAAUAUUUAAAAGGACUGAAACUAAUGAAAUAAUUGAUUGAUUUAUGCUGGGUCCUGUCUGUCUUGACUUUAUACUCACUUUAUUUUUAAAUUAAAACCAAUUUUCUAACGAAAA
Molecule: messenger RNA, 553 nt
Organism: Episyrphus balteatus (marmalade hoverfly)
Lineage: Eukaryota; Metazoa; Arthropoda; Insecta; Diptera; Syrphidae
Product: putative peptidyl-tRNA hydrolase PTRHD1
Exons: 2
Coding region: 115-471 (118 amino acids)
Molecular function (GO): peptidyl-tRNA hydrolase activity
Source: RefSeq, a predicted model, not a curated record